UCCUCAGCUUUCUCAGAUGAAGAGGAGAGGUUCAUCUUAAACAAUACGCGACCUCUGACCCCACUGGUCCUCAACCCUGUCCAUCGCCCCUCCUGUUGGGACAUCUACACCCCCGCCUACGAGCCGCCCGUCAACAGGGAGAUGGAGCCGAUCCCCCGACUCCCGACUCCGGAGGAGAGGAUGAGGCAGCAGGCGGAGGCGGUCCCGGCUGAUAUCGUCCCGAUCAAUAUCACAGGAGCGAGUUUCGACCGUCAGGCCAGCUUUCGGAAAGUGGUUUCCAACACCGACUCGUUAUCCCGGCAACCCCGCAACCUGAGCCGCCGCAAGACAGUUACUGGGAUUCCUGAUGAUGUGACCCGGAAACUCGACUCUCCUUUGGCAUCUCCGGUUCUUCCCGGUCAGUUCUCCACCGUGGGUCGAACUGCCUCAUCCUCCUGCAAAUCUGCCCACCAGCAGAAGGAUAAAGAGGAGGAGGUGCAGAGGGGAGAAGUCAGAGAGGAGGGGAGGGCAACUACAAGGAGGAUACGAGCCCCAAGAGGAAGGGGGAUGUCUAGCCUCAUGGCCUCCCUUACCUCUUCUCAGCCGGUCGACUCCUGUCAGGACCUGUCCUCUGAGGUCCACAGCCUCCCCCGUCUGGCAACCAACUCCUCCCUGAACUCUGAGGCCAGCUGUAGCAGCACCUCCUACAGGACACUAAGUGCCUCCUCCUCUUGUUGCCAGGCACAGGAUCUUCAGGGUUUCCCAAGCGACCUCCAGCCCCUGCUGCCCUUUGACCCCACUGCCAGAGUCAUCCCCCAGUCUCCCUCUGCCUCUUAUCCUUCCUCCCCCGUCACCUCCUCCUCCCCCAGCUCCCCCGGCCGUGCCCUGCUAUCAGAGUGGUCUUACCCCAGUGAUAAGCCCCUGAAUGAGGCUGGCCAACACCGCAGCUCUCCGUCCUCCUCCCACUACCUCUCCUCUUCUUCCAUCGCAGACUCCGAGUCUCAGUUUAGCUACCAGGCUCUGGAUGACCAGACCCCCACUCAAGAGGACACCGGAUGCUCCUAUGAUGGGAGCUCCUACAGUGAGGAGAUGUGGAACUACCAGGCCCUCUCCUCCAGCUCCAGUGUCCACAGUUGCCAAACCGGGGGUGACUUGAAUGGGGAAGGUUGGAAUUGCGAUCCCUUGAUUUCCUCUGGUCGCUCCACCCCGUCUCAAACUGACAGGAACUCUUUGUGCUCAGAGAAAACCACCUCCUCUCUGUCGGUAAAUCGCGAGAAAAGGAAGUAUAGCAACUCCUCUUCCUACUCUCACACCAUCACCCGCAGCAUCUCCCUCCGCAAGUCCAAGCGCCCGCCUCCUCCACCGCUGCGCUCAGACUCUCUGAGGCGGCGCCCGGGUCGCAGCAAACCUCUACGCUCCUCCUGCAGUCCCCGUCCAGAGCGGAGCCCCCACCUGGAGCACACCACCCAGCAGACGCCCACACCGUCUCCACAGACAUUCGAUGACCCCUGGGUGCCCCGCAGCAACACCAAAAGACGCCAGAGUGGGUUCAACUGUGGGACAGUUACAACCUUUGAACCUUUGAGCUUGGACUCCCAGGCGGCAACCUCCACCGAUGAUCCUCCACCUGAACAGCCACCACCAAGUCCCAGCCACCCACAUGCCCAUGUCUUUGCUCCUGAGUCUCCAGGCUCAGAGGAGGAGGCGCUGAGGUUUACUCUUCACCCCCAACCAGCUGCCUCCUCUGUGGCGGGUCUUCAGCGCCUCGCUUCGCCCUCCAGCGGCUACUCCAGCCAAUCCAACACCCCCACACCUGGCACUCCUGUGUCUUCCCCCCUCUCCCCUUCCUCCCCUCUCAUAGCAAGCCCCGGAGCCCUCUCACUCCCCCCACCUUCCCCCUUCUCAUCUUUACACUCCCCUUCCUCUCCUGCCGUCUCCUCCAUGCCCAGGACAACAUCCCGGGUCGAAGGGAGGCCAAAGCCAGCAGUGCCAGAGAGGAAGUCAUCACUCUUCUCCUCCCUCUCCUCCUCAUAUUCCUCCACUUCUUCCCUCUCCUCUUGCACCUCCUCAGACUCCUCGGCCAAGCACCCUCUUCUCCCUGCUCUGCCAUCUCCUCCUCCUCUACCAGAGUGCUCCUCUCCUUUGCCUCCUGUCUUCCACUCCCCCAUUCGGGAGUCCCCUCGUCCAGCUCCUCCCCUUCCUCCACCCUGCCUACCUGCUCCGUCCUUCACCAAACUCUCUGCUGCUGCUCUUCCUAGUCCACCACCUUCAUCUCUCCCUCCUCC
Plectropomus leopardus (leopard coralgrouper) is the source of this 2264-nucleotide messenger RNA. Lineage: Eukaryota; Metazoa; Chordata; Actinopteri; Perciformes; Serranidae. The record is from RefSeq and is a predicted model, not a curated record.